UUCAAGCACACGCCCCAGCUCUCCCUGUUCAGCCUCUCCCAGUCAGCGGUCCAGCAGCGAGCUCCGCGCGUCCUCUCCGCGCGUCCGCUCCGCCACGCUGAUGAUUCGCCGGGCGCAGGAGGAGGUGCGCUCGGGUACAAGUGAACUUGAGAGGAACGUUAACCCCAUGAUUUUCUUCCCGAAGCACAGUGAAACCAGUGUCGCGUACCGGACGCAUAUUGAGUUCUUUUGCGUGUUUUAUUUUUGUUAUUAUUAUCAUUGUUGUUGUGGCGCACCUGGUUGCUCCAGCGCGCGCGCUACACGCUUAGCGGAACAUCCGAAUUGGAGCCCUCUUGGCGUCAACCCCGGGAGUGAAGGGUAGAAGCCGUGUCCCACUGAGGAUGCCGAACAGAUACUGUGUGUGCAAAAAGAAGUAUCCAGGUGCUAAAAACCACCUCUUGCAGUCAUGAGGAAUAGAGGGUGUGUGUUGAGGGCAUAUGACCAACGCUGUGUUUCUCCUCUCUAAAACACUGAACAGGCUGAAGACGCAGUCCUGAAGAUUGAUGGAGGGCCAUGCUAUUCAAACAGCAGGCAUUGCUGAGACAAAAGCUCUUCGUUCUGGGCAGCCUUGCUAUUGGAAGUGUCCUUUAUCUGGUGGCCAGGGUCGGGACCUUGGAUAGGCUACAGCCCAUUUGCCCCAUUGAAAGCAGGCUGCCCCCUCCUGAGCCAGAGCAAAUCCCUAUCCGCACCCUGCAGUAUAAGCGUGGCCUGCUCCAUGAAUUGCGUAAGGGCAAUGCCACCAAAGAACAAAUCCGCCUGCACAACCUGGUCCAGCAGCUGCCUCGGGCCAUCAUCAUUGGGGUGCGCAAGGGAGGCACCCGUGCCCUGCUGGAGAUGCUCAACCUUCAUCCAGCGGUGGUCAAGGCUUCACAGGAGAUUCACUUUUUCGACAAUGACCAAAACUACGCCCGUGGAAUCGACUGGUACAGAGGGAAAAUGCCCUUCUCCUUUCCCCAUCAGAUCACCAUUGAGAAGAGCCCUGCCUACUUCAUCACUGAGGUGGUCCCUGAACGCAUCUUCAAGAUGAACUCCUCUAUCAAGCUGCUGAUCAUCGUCCGCGAGCCCACUACCAGAGCAGUGUCUGACUACACGCAAGUUCUGGAGGGGAAGGAGCGCAAAAACAAGACCUACCACAAGUUUGAGAAGCUGGCCAUAGACACCAACACCUGUGAGGUGAACACAAAGUACAAAGCUGUCCGGACAAGCAUCUACACCAAACAUCUGGAGCGCUGGCUCAAAUACUUUCCUGUGGAGCAGUUCCACAUCGUGGAUGGGGAUCGACUUAUUACAGACCCGCUGACGGAGCUGCAGCUCGUUGAACGCUUCCUCAACCUACCCUCAAGGAUUAGCCAAUAUAAUCUGUACUUCAACGCUACCAGGGGAUUUUACUGUCUGCGAUUCAACAUUGUCUUCAACAAGUGCCUGGCAGGCAGCAAGGGCCGCAUCCAUCCAGAGGUGGACCCGUCAGUGGUGACUAAACUGCAGAGGUUCUUUCACCCAUUCAAUCAGAAGUUUUACCAGAUCAUUGGUAGAACAUUCAACUGGCCAUGAUUAGAUUUGAAUUUCUCAAAGGAGAUUUCUGGAUUCCUUUUUUUUAAUUGAAGGAAGAAAGAUAAGCCACGCUUCAGGAUCUCAAAAGAUAAUAAUAGCACUUUGACUGAAUUUAAUAAAAGAACAACCGUGUGACCAAAUAUAAAAGGAACUUGAUGUAAGUUUGUUUUUAUGUGUGAAAAUAAAACAAAAAUAGUUUGACUGGUUUGUCUAAAAGAUUCAGUUCAAAGCACUUGAUCUUGCAAAUGAUCUGUCAAUGUUCCCCUUGAAGAUAAAAAGAAACCCAGUACGGAACUGUGAUUAAAUAAAGAGAUUAUUUUUGUUGCUUUUUAAAAGACUAUCAAACAAUGACAUUCAUGCUUUCCGUGUGAUGCUUUUUUCAUGGCAAAACUGUAAAAGACGACAAAAUCAUAUGCCAUCAACAACAACAUUGUUCAUUUGUUACCCAUCAUGUUGUUUAUUUGACCAAAACUGCAUGUGCAAUCAAGAUGCCAUUGUAACAUUGUAGGAUCUUGUAUUAAUUAGAUCAAUUAGUUGUCUUCUGUCUCAUUUUUGUUGACCACAUUUGAUUUUUAAGUCAUGCUGUGAUUGGUCCAUUUGAAAGUCACCUCUAAUGCUCAACCCAGUAUCAUUCAGAAAAGGAUAAUCAGAAUAGAAUCAAGAGUUAGGAGUUUGACUCAAAUCCUUCAGAGCAUUUUAGACUUGAACUCUGGUUUUAUUGUAAGUAUGUUGUUUCUUCCCCUACAGCGUACUCACUGGUUUGCGAAAUACCUGGCAAAAAGCCAUAGUGGGAAAAAAAAGUUUUCCUGUCCUUUGAUGACUUGUCAAACCAACAGCUUCUUCUAAAAUGAUUAUUAAAAUCUUUAUGUUUAUGUGCAGAUAUU
Molecule: messenger RNA, 2474 nt
Organism: Scophthalmus maximus (turbot)
Lineage: Eukaryota; Metazoa; Chordata; Actinopteri; Pleuronectiformes; Scophthalmidae
Product: heparan sulfate glucosamine 3-O-sulfotransferase 5
Exons: 5
Coding region: 553-1590 (345 amino acids)
Molecular function (GO): [heparan sulfate]-glucosamine 3-sulfotransferase activity
Source: RefSeq, a predicted model, not a curated record